Messenger RNA from Durusdinium trenchii, 1257 nucleotides. The record is from the annotation of a GenBank genome assembly. NCBI's taxonomy places the organism in Eukaryota, Dinophyceae, Suessiales, Symbiodiniaceae.
GCGCCUUGAUUUUGCUUGAUGCAGUGUCUCGGUCCAAGUUGCUGAUGUCACAGGUGCAAACUCAACUUGUAGUCAAACAAUCAAUUUUUGACGUACUGUGAUUGUGCAUUUUGCCAACAUGUUGGAUGCAGCCAUGGAUGCGAACUUUGCCUUGUCCAUCAUGUUGAUUGGAACAGUUGCGUUUAUUUUGACCUUGUUUUAUCUCCUGAACUCCAAUGAUAAGGAUGUGAAGCGUUUCUCUUGGGGCGUGCUGAGUGCGUCAAUUUGCACCUUUAUGGGUGUGCGUCUGGGAACUGCGUACAAUGCAAAUUGGAGCUACUAUGUUGCUGGUCCUGAUGCUUCCGAAGAGAGCCAGAUCAAGGCCUUUGGUAUGUUGGCCAUUGGUUGGUAUUUGGUCCUUCAAUUUUUGCUGGCAUACAUGUGUGGAUUGAUCACAGGCAACAAAUCAAGGGACUUCAAGUCAAUGGUGCUCAAUUUGAAAUGCUGGGCCGUGAUGCUAGGCGUUGUUACAGGCAGCUCAUCCAUGUCCUUCUUCAGCUUGAUCCAGGACUACUACAAGUCUAACCUGCUUAUAUUGUAUUUGAUGCCUUUGAUCACGUUCUUGAGCCUCCAUGCCAUUUACGCCGUGGGUGACAGCGUUCGCUAUCGUUUGGCAAUGCUAAAUGAUGGAAUGAUUGAUAUCUACGAGGAAGCCUUUGACAAGUUCAGUGAUGAGACAGAAAAUGUGGUUAUCGGUCUUGCCGUAUCCCACGUCAUCACUCAAACGGUGCGCUUCCACCUCACCGGAACCUUGCCAGCUCCGACUGGAGCCUCGAGACCUGGCACGGAAGUGGAGCGCAGCGACAUCAUUUCCUUGGCCAGCUCCAGCGUUCUGUACAUCAUCAUUUUUAUUGUUUUGGAGCAACUGAUGAAGGAAUCCUGCUUCAAGACCGGAAUCAAAAUGAUUAUGGCAAAUUGCGUCGCCUUUGCGUUGUUCUACAGCACCACUUGGUUCACUUCGGAGGUGGACCUCACCCAAGCUGGAGUGGCACCAAACCAAGUGUGGAAGACCGAAGAGUCAGACGUCCAUUUGCAUGGCAGGCGUGACGUGGGCAGGCUUUGCUACCAUGAUCUGCCUCGAUGCAUUGGCCGAUCUGGAUUGCACUGGGCCUGUCUUCGACCGAAAUCUGCGCUUAAUGGUGAUGCCUACUGCCACAUUGAUUGGCUUCGGUUGGAAGGGUGCGUUUGCAGCUGCGGGCGUCACCAUGGUGCAGAAGG